Molecule: messenger RNA, 1584 nt
Organism: Halteromyces radiatus
Lineage: Eukaryota; Fungi; Mucoromycota; Mucoromycetes; Mucorales; Cunninghamellaceae
Exons: 6
Coding region: 1-1584 (527 amino acids)
Biological process (GO): vesicle-mediated transport
Cellular component (GO): Golgi apparatus; membrane
Molecular function (GO): small GTPase binding
Source: RefSeq, a predicted model, not a curated record
AUGUCAAAUAAAAACCAAUACAAUGUAUUAGUAGAUAUGGAAGAUGGUGCUGCUUAUACACAACCUACUACCAUUGAAAGCGACGGUUUAGAAUUUCAAGCUCCUCCUUCAGCUUCAACAGGUGUACCCAAUUUUUACAAUGCAGAACAACAAUCAACUCCUGGAGGAUUAGGAAAACCCAUAUGGUCUGUUGAUUAUUAUACUCGAUUUUUUGACGUGGACACUUCACAAGUUGUUGAACGAUGUUUGAAAUCACUUUAUCCAGUGGGCGAUUUUGCAGAAGAUACUCUUAAUCAUCAACCCGAUUUAUAUGGACCAUUCUGGAUUGCUACAACAGUUGUGUUUGCAGUGUUUGUAUGCUCAUCCUUGGCAGGCUCCUUGGCAGCUUAUAUUGCAGGUGUAGAACAUUUGUACGAUUUUCGACAACUAAGCUACGCUGUUUUUGUUGUAUACACCUAUUCAUUUGUAUGUCCCAUUUUGGUCUGGGCUUCCACCAAAUAUUUUGGUUGUCAACCAUCAUUAUUGGAAAUUGUGGAUUAUUAUGGUUAUGGUUUGACUGUUUGGAUACCAGUCUCUGUAACUCGAAAAAGAGAAAAACUGGCAAAACAAAUGGCUGAAAAGAAACUAGAUAGAUCUUCUUAUGUCAAUCAAACACCAUUUCGAUUUGCAGAACGCAACUUUAAAUCUCGAUAUCCACCCCCUGAUUUCUCUCAAGUGAUCUAUCCUACCAUCGACUGCUGUCCUAAUGGAUUAGAACCUGUACAACUUGUUCAUGACUUGCGGUCAUUGACUCCUCUUUUUGGUGUUAUUGAUGAAGUUUGGGAACAACGAUCAAGACAAGCAUUCAUAUUGAAGGAAUUACCAGGACUUAUUAUUAUACCCAAUCCUUUCACACCAGAAGCACAACGUCAUUUGAUCCAACAAUGUUUAUCAGAAUAUCCAAAAGCACCCAAUACAUCCAAUCUACAUACCCAUUACGAUAUUCCUCCCACUGGACUAUGGCCUUUGUACGAACGGGAACAAACUGGAACCAUCCCUAUGAAUGAUCCUAGCUACUAUAUUCAACGAAAGCGACACACUAACAAAAAACAAAAUGACUCUUAUUCUGAUAGCGAUGAUGAUGAUGAUGAUAACAAUACUGAAGAUAAAGGUGAAUCCAAAAAAGUGGAGAAACGAACACUAGCAAUUCCUUUGAAAGCUUGUGAUGACAACUUCAAACCCAAUAUGGACGUACCGAAACCAGACCCACCUGCCGCUGAUACUGUCCCACUGCUUCCAACUUCUGAUCUGAUACGACGAUUACGGUGGAUUACACUGGGUUACCAUUAUCAUUGGCCAACAAAGACAUAUCAUUUGGAUCGACGCUAUCCUGUUCCAGAUACUGUGAAUUCAUUGGUGACAAGUGUGGUACAAGCUAUUGAAGGUAUAGGAGAUCAAGCAAAGACAUGGAAAAACACAUACCGUGGAGAUGAUUAUCAUCCAGAGGCUGGUGUGGUUAAUUAUUAUCAAUACAAGGAUGCUUUGAUGGGACAUGUGGAUCGAAGCGAACUGAAUACAGAAGCUCCUUUGAUAUCCAUAAGGUAA